Aspergillus ochraceoroseus IBT 24754 is the source of this 348-nucleotide messenger RNA. RefSeq lists its product as uncharacterized. The coding region runs from base 21 to 209 and encodes 62 amino acids. The transcript has a single exon. The record is from RefSeq and is a predicted model, not a curated record. NCBI's taxonomy places the organism in Eukaryota, Fungi, Ascomycota, Eurotiomycetes, Eurotiales, Aspergillaceae.
UUCUACACCAUGACUACAGUAUGACUAGUAAACUAAUCUGGAGAAGGCCAUCGAGCGGGGGGUCAAUCUCCAGACAACACACAGAAGUCACCUCGAUCGUGGAAUCUGCCAGCAGUCCAUUAACCUAUCCCUGGGUCGUCCAUACCCCCAGAGGUACAAUCAACGCUCGGACGGUCAUAAUAGCGACCAACGGCUAUACCUCCGCGUGAUUACCCCAAUACAAAGAUAAAAGAAGGAGAAUAGAAAGUGAGUCACCAAAGAAGAAGAAAGUGGUAGAGAUUAUUACCAGCUACCCAGGUAGUCCUGGAAAUGGCACCGAUGGAGGCUGGAUCAGUGUUUCUAUAGGAU